GAGGAAGCAACACGAAAAAUGUGGAGCAGAAAAGGGGACUAGUUGUAUAAGAACGAGUUAGUUUUGAUUGUUGCUUUUCAUAUAUUAGAGUAGAGAGCAGAAAAGAAGAAGUUAAAAAGGUAGAUCGAAUGAACAGAAAUGGAGAGGAGGAAGUGGCCGAGAAGAAGAGGAGGAGGAGGGAGGGGGUGCAGGUGUCCCUCAGAGGAGGCUGCUUGGCUGCUUCAGCCACUGCUAUAGCGGUAAUGCUGAUGGCAACAGAGAAGGGUGUGGCUGACAUCUAUGGCUUGCCGCUCCCUCUCAACUCCAGCUGGUCUUUUUCUCCCUCCUACCAGUAUGUGGUGGGGGCAUGCACGGUGACCAUUCUCUACUCCCUGUUCCACCUCUGUCUAGGAAUUUACAGGCUCCUCACUGGAUCACCCAUCACACCCUCCCGUUCCCAAGCUUGGCUUUGUUUCAUCUUCGAUCAGCUCUUCAGCUAUUUGAUAAUGAGCGCUGGAUCAGCCGGUAUUGGAGUUACAAACCUCAACAAGACCGGCAUCAAACACACUCCUCUCCCUGACUUCUGCAAGACCCUUUCUUAUUUCUGCAAUCACGUCGCCCUCUCCCUCCUCCUAGUCUUGCUCUCCUUCAUCUUUCUCGCCUCCUCUUCCCUCUUUAAUGUCCUUGUGCUCUCCACUCUCUAGUCUCAUGGAUUCUCUAUUGUUGGUGCUCUAUAUAAUCUAAGACAGACUCUAAUUAUUAUUAUUUAUGAUCA
Molecule: messenger RNA, 754 nt
Organism: Brassica oleracea var. oleracea
Lineage: Eukaryota; Viridiplantae; Streptophyta; Magnoliopsida; Brassicales; Brassicaceae
Product: CASP-like protein ARALYDRAFT_316979
Exons: 3
Coding region: 129-683 (184 amino acids)
Source: RefSeq, a predicted model, not a curated record